CGAGGUGUCAGCUCCUCCCGCCGCGCAUUCCCAGGUCCUCCCCUCCACCAGGCGUUUGUCGCAAUCAAUUUCAUCCGAUCUAGGAAACACUUCAAACGACUUCAGUCAUUCUCCACGCGAACGGGACACAUCCAUCUAUCUACACCCGAUAGUCCAUCGAUCGCCAUGGCUACCGCCGACAGGCUCGAGAGGCGGCAGUCCUUCGACGUUGUGGCCGAACAAGUAAAACGAAAGUUCGACAUGUCCCACUUCGACCUCAAUGCCAUUAUCAGAGGUGCCCAGCUGACGCUUGUUGGUGCCCAACGGGCGCUGCAGAAUCCCGGCAUCUUCACCUCACGACACUACAAACAGGCCGCCAUUGCUGUAGCUGCUGGCAUUCUCAUCCGCUUGCUCAUAUCCAUACCUAUCAUCGGCAUCCGGGUCCUACUCUGGUUCCUGUCCUUUGGCAUCGAUCUACGCAAUGCUACCUGGGACGACAAGUUGGUGGGCGGGUUGGGCUUCGUUGAGGAACAUGUUCUCCAAGCCCCCCUGUUUUUCAUGAGUUUGAUGCGAUAUGUCACUCCCACGUUGGAUGAUCUAUUCAUGGACUCAAUCCGAUGGGUAGAUACAACUUAUGUCAACAAGCAUAAGCAUGACGAGGACCCUAGCAAGCUUCGACCCAUGUACUACCCGAACCUGCGCCAGUACUCGGUCAGAGACGGCACCACGAACUCGACGAGCACCGCUGAGAAUAUCUCCAUGUUUAUCUACCGGUUCGCCAGGAAAGGCGCCAUUUCGCUCGCCGUCUUUGCGGCCUCAUAUCUGCCUUAUAUUGGCCGUUUCGUCCUUCCGGCAGCCAGUUUUUGGACUUUCAACAGGGCAGUAGGUCUUGGCCCUGCCUCCGUCAUCUUCGGCACCGGCAUCCUCCUGCCCAGGAGAUACCUCGUUAUCUUCCUGCAGAGCUACUUUUCCUCAAGGAGUCUUGUGAGGGAGCUGUUGGAGCCGUAUUUUGCCAGAAUCCGGUUCACUAGUGAGCAAAAGAGAAAGUGGUUCCGGAGCCGUGAAGGUCUCCUGUUUGGGUUCGGUAUUGGAUUCUACAUCCUCCUCCGUGUUCCUCUCCUUGGGGUCUUGAUUUAUGGCAUUGCUGAAGCUAGUGCCGCCUAUCUGAUUACCAAGGUAUCCGACCCGCCUCCGCCGCCAUCUGAGUCGAGCGGGUUCGCCGAGAGCCAGCUCGAAUGGAGGAACAAGCAAAAGUUCCUCAACUUGUCAUUGGCAAACAUGGACAGCAUCCAUGACAAACCGCCUCCGUAUUCGAUCCAUGACCCGAACCCCAAGACGGAACUCUGAUUUGUAUCUUGGCGCCUUUGCCAGGACUCACACCUAACACCACCGGCGUAAGUUGGCAUAUGAAACUACAAAAGCGACUUCCAAUCCUAUACAUCACAGCCUGCCGAAGCAUAACUUGAAUUGUACCAUUACAUAGAUUUUUGU
Molecule: messenger RNA, 1470 nt
Organism: Neurospora crassa OR74A
Lineage: Eukaryota; Fungi; Ascomycota; Sordariomycetes; Sordariales; Sordariaceae
Product: transmembrane protein UsgS
Exons: 5
Coding region: 166-1326 (386 amino acids)
Source: RefSeq, a predicted model, not a curated record